This is a messenger RNA of Sceloporus undulatus (fence lizard), 3809 nucleotides long. It is a transcript of the gene SLC68A1, whose product is annotated as major facilitator superfamily domain containing 13A. The record is from RefSeq and is a predicted model, not a curated record. The transcript has 10 exons. NCBI's taxonomy places the organism in Eukaryota, Metazoa, Chordata, Lepidosauria, Squamata, Phrynosomatidae. Bases 570 to 2099 code for a protein of 509 amino acids.
AGGAAGGAGCAGAGAGACUGGAGGGAGCCUUCCCCUGAACGGCUUCCUGAAGGGGCUCAGGGCGGCCCUUCCUUCUCCUCUCUCCUUCUUCCCCUCCUCAGCCCUCCCCUGCCUGCCUUUGGGCCUCCCAUUCAUCCCUCUUUCUUCAACCGAAGCGCUCUCCCUUUGGUUGCCCUGAGGGUUAAGGAAGCAGAGCUUGAGCCUGAAUCAUUAUUUAGGCACCAUGAUGACUAAUAGAUGCAGAGGCUGCCCUUGUUGUUGCUGCUGCUGUUGUUGUUGUUGUAUUUCCAGCAUUUCCAAGACUGUGUGCCCACUUCCGAAUUUCCAAGAUGCCACACAAUGCAAGAAUUUAUGAUCAUUCUGAUGUCACCUUCUAAUGGCUUUGGCUUAAGACAGUGGCUGGAUCUAUGCACGCAUGGGACUACUGCCAGAGAUUAGUCUUCAUUGUGUCUUCUCUGCAAGAGGUAACAAUGAUUUGGAUCCAACAACGAACUAGCAGGCACUCGAAAGAGAGGUCCUGUUGGAACUGGAGGUGAUGUGGACAGUCAGAAGAUUCCGAGUGAGACAUCAUGGGUUUCAGGCUCUUAGCCUGUCUCUUCAACCUGCCUGUUGCAGUCGUCUAUGGGUCCUUGUCACUUUUUAUUUCUAUUUUGCACAAUGUGUUUCUUCUCUACUAUGUGGACACCUUUGUUUCUGUAUACAAGAUUGAUAAACUUUCUUUUUGGAUUGGAGAGACAGUAUUCUUGAUCUGGAAUAGCCUCAAUGACCCUCUCUUUGGCUGGCUGAGUGACCGGGCUUUCCUCAGCACACAUCAGUCUGGAGUAGAGAUCUCUAAUCCAGAAGUGGUCUUGAAAAGACUCAAGGCACUGAGCCACAAUGGACCCCUCUUUGCCAUGUCAUUCCUGGCUUUCUGGAUUGCGUGGGCCCACCCAGGCUUGCAGUUCCUCAUCUGUCUGUGCCUGUAUGACAGUUUCCUUACCAUGGUGGAUCUCAACCAGAAUGCCUUGCUCGCUGACCUUGCUUUAUCCGCGAAGGACAGGACUGGUCUCAAUUUUUAUUCUUCACUCUUCAGUGCCAUUGGCUCCCUCUCUGUCUUCAUGUCCUAUGCUGUGUGGAACAAGGAAGACUUCUUCUCCUUUCGAAUAUUUUGUGUGGUGCUGGCCUUUUGCUCAGCAGUUGGAUUUACCUUGGCCACAUGGCUGCUGAGGCAAAGGUUUCAGAGAGAGGGACGAGUGAAGUGGGAUGAAAAUGCAGCUUUAAAAGAACUGUAUGUUGACCAUCCCUCUGGACAUCAAGACAAAAGGAUCACUCUGGCUGAGUAUCUCAAACAGCUAUCCAGGCAUAACAACUUUCUCUGGUUUGUCUCCAUGAACCUUAUACAGGUUUUUCACUGCCACUUUAACAGCAACUUCUUCCCUCUCUUCUUGGAGCAUCUGCUGUCUGAUCGCAUCUCACUCUCCAUGGGAUCAUUUCUGCUUGGUGUUUCCUAUGUUGCUCCUCAUCUCAACAACCUCUACUUCCUUUCUCUUUGCCGGAGAUGGGGAGUAUACGCUGUGGUGCGAGGACUUUUCUUUCUGAAGCUGCUGCUUAGUGUGAUUAUGCUCCUUGCUGGACCAGAUUGGGUUUAUUUGCUCUGUUUCUUCAUAGCCAGCAACCGUGUGUUCACUGAAGGCACGUGCAAGUUGCUGAACUUGGUGGUCACUGACCUGGUAGAUGAAGACUUGGUACUGAAUCGCAGGCAGCAGGCUGCCUCAGCCCUCUUGUUUGGCAUGGUUGCCUUGGUAACAAAACCAGGCCAGACCUUUGCCCCCUUGAUUGGCACCUGGCUGCUGUGUGCUUAUACUGGUUAUGACAUCUUUCAGCGAGACCCCCUGAGCAACACAGUGAGUGCCCAACCUAAGCUGGCUGCCAAUGCAGCCUGGGAGCUGACACUACGUCAAGGGUGCUUCUACCUCCUCGUUUUUGUUCCCAUUACAUGUGCUUUACUGCAGCUUCUCAUCUGGUCACAGUUCAGCCUGUAUGGCAGACGUCUCCAGACAGUGAAGUUUCAACGUCAGACCUUCACAGAAAGCCACUCCCAAGAGAUCAAAACUAUCUAGUUGCCAUUGUGAGUGAGCAUUACUAUUACAGUACUCCAGAAGGAGUGAUAAGAGCAAGGAGAAAAAGAAAAAAAUCAGGCUAUGCCAAAUUCCCAGAAAAGUAGGCCUGGCUGGAGUCAGCCUUGAAGAAUUCCUGGUGACUUAAAAGGUUGCAUCUCCUGUCACCAUCCAGAGAUGAUUCACAGAGUUAGCUCCUUGCCUUAAAUCAAUGUCAAAUUGCUUGCUAAUCAUGUCAGUAUUCAUUCCCAGACAUCUGGGAAGAAAAGUGAUCAGGCAGCAGAAUAUGCAUACAUAUGUGGGGGCAGAAAUGGUUCUGUUGAAUAAAUCAGUAGUAUUUUAAACCCUUAUAUUCUAUUCUCUGGAACUGUUUGCAGAUAAGUCUUGAUCUGGGUGAGAAGAUAGGACUCAUAUCCCCUCCUUCACUUACCACUGUUAUUCUCUGUAUUGUAUUCAAUGUUUCCUUUUCCCUCAACUUCUAACUGUGAACACAACUAGACUACCUUCAGAAUGUUAGACAACAUAAUAUUCUGUAUUUAUCAAACAGGCUCACCAUGCAGGGAAAACAAACUUGUAGUGCUGUAAUUAACCCCUUUUCAAGAGACACAACCUAUUCUUCCUGCACAGGUACAAUAACUGGAUAUGUGUUGUAAGGGUAGACUUUGGACCAUAUUCAGGGCCACAGUGCUGGGAGAUACUUCACAUUGAAAUUAGAGGCUGACAAGGCUUAGUUUUAAUCCUGUUGUGUUGAUUACAGAUUUCAGCAACUGUUGGGUUGCCUAAAACGAAAGGUUGGCCUUCUUUCUUGGGGCUCUCAUCUUGGGUUUCCUGCUGAAUCAGUUUUAAAAAUGGCAUAAGAAGCUGUUAAGUGUACUUUGAUUUGCUGACAUGCAAGGGAUCAUUUGUGUUUAUACAUAUGGUCUAGUUCUGUUACCUUGCCAUGUGAACAGCAUGGUGCUCACCUGCACAAAUUACUAUGGCUAGAAGGCCAGUGGGAAUGCUGCUGUAUGUAUGGCUGUUUGGAUGUUUCUCCCAAGAAACUGUCCUGGGCCCAGAGGACUGGUGAUUGCUUGCAGAGUAUCAGACAUAGGAAAUAUGUCUGAUACUCAUAGGAAAUUCCCCUUAGACAGAUUUGAUAGACUGUGGAUUAUGCCCUACUGCAGUGUCAAAAACCUACUGUUUAAUUCUUGCAGGCUGCUUGGGUCAGUUUACUUGUUUUGGCUUACCAUGGAAAAGUAGGCCAAAAUCUUCUUAUAUUAUCUUUUCUGAUGAGUUGCUGGUGAGAGAAUUUAUGGAGUGUCCCAUGCCUCCUUGAAGGGAUUUUCACUUGUCUCUAAGAAACAGAACCGUAUACUAUCCUCAACCAGCUAUGGACCAGAACAGUAGCAUAGACUGAAUCCUACAUCUGGUUUAAUUGGAGAAAAAAUGUGAGAACCCAUAUACUGUGUUUCUAUGAUUCUUAAAUAUUGUUACAGAGGGAGGGAAACCCAAAUGAACCAUAGCACCUUGGGAAGAAAUGACCCACCUUUUUAUGCUGAAGCACAUAUCGCUUACAGGGUUCUCAGUUUGUUCAGGCACUGACGUGGGCAGCUUUAGCAAAGCGGUUGAGGUAAGGAUGGUAAAAUGUUUACAAUCUAAACUUUUGUAUUUGUUGAUGACCAAACUGUAAUUUAUUUGUAUCAUUUCAUUAAAAUGCAAUUCUUUUUAAAGCUA